Molecule: messenger RNA, 7775 nt
Organism: Vicugna pacos (alpaca)
Lineage: Eukaryota; Metazoa; Chordata; Mammalia; Artiodactyla; Camelidae
Gene: ZBTB40
Product: zinc finger and BTB domain containing 40
Biological process (GO): regulation of transcription by RNA polymerase II
Cellular component (GO): nucleus
Molecular function (GO): protein binding; DNA-binding transcription factor activity, RNA polymerase II-specific; RNA polymerase II cis-regulatory region sequence-specific DNA binding
Source: RefSeq, a predicted model, not a curated record
AAGCCGGGCCGCCCCCUCCCCGCUUAUACCCCUCCGCGCCGGCCUCAAAAUGGCCGCCUUCUGGCGUUUCUGGCGCUGUUGAAUGGAGAAAGCUUUAUUGUUCCCUUCGGGCAGGAGUGUUCGUGUCCUCUAUGGCGCUGUCAAUAAAGAACGGCAGUUUGAAUCGGUGCUGAACAGGAUCUAAUACUGAUCCUCACAAAGCGAUUCUGAAAGAAGAGAGGAAGAGAAGUCCUCGGGCAGAGCUGAUGCGAUGGAGCUCCCCAACUACAGCCGGCAGCUGCUGCAGCAGCUCUACACCCUGUGCAAGGAGCAGCAGUUCUGUGACUGCACCAUUUCCAUUGGUACCAUUUACUUCAGGGCCCACAAGCUUGUCCUGGCCGCUGCCAGCCUGCUGUUCAAAACCCUGCUGGACAACACAGACACCAUCUCCAUUGACGCCUCUGUCGUGAGCCCUGAGGAGUUUGCCCUCUUGUUAGAAAUGAUGUACACAGGCAAGCUACCUGUGGGCAAGCACAACUUCUCCAAAAUCAUCUCUUUAGCCGACAGCCUGCAGAUGUUCGAUGUGGCUGUCAGUUGUAAAAAUCUUCUGACUAGCCUUGUAAACUGCUCUGUUCAGGGUCAGGUGGUGAGGGAUGCCUCCACACCAUCCCUGGAGUCAUCCAAGAAGGAGUCGGAGAAGCCCGAAGUAGAAAUCCUUUCCUCCGAGGAUGCUGGAGAGCUUCAUUCUUCUCUGGAGGUUUCCACCCCUCCAGGGGGGCCUGUGAAAGCUGAGAUGGAGGAGGCAAUCCAGACGGUUGCACAAGAGUUGAGUGUGGAUCCCUCCACUGCCCAGGAGAUUCAGGGCAAUGCAGACACCCCAGCUGAAGUUUGUUCCCCCUCCCCUGUUGUGCAGACCUUUAGUGGGGCAAAGGAAGCCAGCACAGAACCAGAGUAUGAGGGGAAACAUUACCAGCUGAAUUUUCUUCUAGAAAAUGAAAAUAUCUUCUCAGAUGCACUCUUGAUUACCCAGGAUGUUUUAAAAAGACUAGAAGAAUGUUCAGAAAUUAAAGGCACACAGAAGGAGACCCUAAUAGGAUGUCUUGAGGGGGAAGAAGGACAAUCAGCAUUCCAGAGAAUCCUGGAUAAAGUAAGAAAUGAGAGCCUGGAUGUUCAGACUGUUGUGUCCCUGUUGAGGCUGUACCAAGAUUCUAAUCCUGCAGUAAAGUCAGCCCUGCAAGACAGAAAGCCCGCAGACGCAGAAGCAGCACAGCCAAAAGGGAGCACAGAGGAGGGAAAGACCUUGUCUGUUCUGUUACUAGAACACAAAGAGGACCUGAUCCAGUGCGUAACACAGCUGAGACCUAUCAUGGAGUUCCUGGAAACAGCCAAGGAGGAAUUCCUGACUGGCACUGAGAAAAGGGUGAUUCUGAAUUGCUGUGAGGGCGGAACACCCAAGGAGACAAUAGAAAACUUGUUGUACAGAAUGUCUGAAGAGAAGACCCUGAGUGCUGGGAGUUUGGUAAAACUCCUUCAGGCAGUGAAGAUGACAUUCCCAAACUUGGGCCUUCUGCUGGAGAAUUUGCAGAAAUUAGCCACUUUGCCGAGCACCACAGUCCAAGCAAGCCCUGAUGAUUAUGGGAUUGAGCUGUUGAGACGGUAUCAUGAAAACCUCUCUGAGAUUUUCACAGACAACCAGAUGUUACUAAAAAUGAUCCCACACGUGAAGAGUUUAGCCCCUGGAGAAAGAGAGGUCAUGGAGAAGCUCGUGAAACGUGACUCUGGUUCGGGUGGUUUCAGUGCUCUGAUGUCAGCAGCUCUAGAAAAGCAGGCUCUCUCUGCAACAGCCAUUUGGCAACUGCUGCUGGUGGCUCAGGAAACAAAGACCUGCCCGUUGAACCUGCUCCUGGAGGAAAUACGAAGGGAGCCUGGCGCCGACGCUUUCUUCCGGGCAGUGGCCACACCAGAAAGUGCUGCCUUUGAAACCAUCCUGAGGCAUCACAGACUGAUCCUAGAGGCCGCCCAGCGAAGGGCUGAGCUCAGGUGCUUGACCUCAGAGGAGGAGCAGCUGGCAGAGACAGUGAAAGAGAUUCUGAGCAUUUCCUCUGAGACAACCAGCCCUGAAGCUUCCCUGAGAGCAUUGCUGAGCAGAGCCAUGGAAAAGUCCAUCUCAGCCCUUGAAAUAUGUCAGCUUCUGUGCAGCGUCCACAGGUCUUUCCCAGGCCUACAGCCUGUCAUGCAGGAGUUAGCGAACACUGGUUUCCUUACUCAGGAAAACGGAGAGAAGGAAACGUGGGCGGUGAGUAGUAAAUUUCACCUUGAAGCCAAGGACAAAGCAGACGAAAAGACAGCUGAGCCAGCUGAAGAAGACUGCCAGCCUGGGAAGCAGAACGGUCAAGGAGAGACAGGCUCCUUGCCAGAGCAACACGAGAAAGACACUUCUGCCUCCCCAGACUCUGCCAAGAAGAGCUUCAUCUGUAAGGCCUGUGACAAAAGCUUCCAUUUCUACUGCCGCCUCAAGGUACACAUGAAGCGCUGUCGGGUGGCCAAGAGCAAACAGGUGCAGUGUAAGGAGUGUAAUGAGACCAAGGAUUCUAAGAAGGAGCUGGAGAAGCAUCAGCUGGAGGCUCAUGGUGCAGGUGGAGAGCCUGACGUCCCCAAGAAGAAGAAGAAGAGGCUCCCGGUGACAUGUGACCUCUGUGGAAGAGAAUUUGCUCAUGCCUCAGGCAUGCAGUACCACAAACUGACAGAGCACUUUGACGAGAAGCCAUUCUCCUGUGAAGAGUGUGGGGCCAAGUUUGCGGCCAAUUCUACCCUGAAGAACCACCUUCGCCUUCACACUGGGGACCGCCCGUUCAUGUGCAAGCACUGCCUCAUGACCUUCACCCAGGCCUCUGCCCUCGCCUACCACACCAAGAAGAAGCACUCAGAAGGAAAAAUGUAUGCGUGCCAGUACUGUGAUGCGGUGUUUGCUCAGUCCAUCGAGCUGUCCCGCCACGUGAGGACCCACACCGGGGACAAGCCGUAUGUCUGCAGGGAUUGUGGCAAGGGCUUCCGGCAAGCCAAUGGCCUCUCCAUCCACCUGCACACCUUUCACAACAUAGAAGAUCCCUAUGACUGCAAGAAGUGCAGGAUGAGCUUCCCAACUCUGCAGGACCACCGCAAGCACAUCCACGAGGUGCACUCCAAGGAGUACCACCCCUGCCCCACAUGCGGGAAGAUCUUCAGCGCCCCCUCCAUGCUGGAGCGGCACAUGGUGACCCACGUGGGAGGGAAGCCUUUCAGCUGCGGGAUCUGCAACAAGGCCUACCAGCAAUUGUCUGGUCUAUGGUACCACAAUCGGACCCACCACCCUGAUGUGUUUGCUGCUCAGAACCAUCGGUCUUCCAAGUUCUCAUCAUUGCAGUGCAGCUCCUGUGACAAAACCUUUUCCAAUACCAUUGAACACAAGAAGCACAUCAAAGCAGAGCACGCAGAUAUGAAGUUCCACGAGUGUGACCAGUGUAAGGAGCUCUUCCCCACGCCGGCUCUGCUGCAGGUCCACAUCAAGUGCCAGCAUUCAGGGUCGCAGCCAUUCCGCUGCUUGUACUGUGCGGCUACUUUCCGCUUCCCGGGAGCACUGCAGCACCACGUCACCACCGAGCACUUCAAGCAGUCGGAGAGCACCUUCCCCUGUGAGCUCUGUGGGGAGCUCUUCACCUCCCAGGCUCAGCUGGACAGCCACUUGGAAUCUGAACACCCAAAGGUGACGGGCACUGAAACCCGAGCAGCCGCCUCACAGGUGGUGCAGGUGAUCGAAACCCCAGAGCCAGUGGCCCCAGCGGAGCAGGUGAUCACUUUGGAGGAGACCCAGCUUGCUGGUUCGCAGGUGUUUGUGACAUUGCCAGAUUCACAGACAUCUCAGACCAGCUCUGAGCUGGUGGCGGUGACCGUGGAGGACUUGCUGGACGGUACGGUGACCCUGAUCUGCGGGGAGGCCAAGUGAGUGGCUGCUCAUUGUGGAGGGUCCUGCGUUUGCAGCAGAGAGAACAGCUCCACCCUUCCUCCCUGGCUGACCUGAGUACUGAGCAUCUCAGCCUAGCACCAGCCAGAAUGGUCUCACUUGGAAAACAGAAGCAUCAUUGUUAUAAAACCCACAUCUGCAUCAACAUCAACACGACUGCCCUCCAAAGCAGGCAGAUCUAUUCCCCACAGGCCUGCUGCUGCGGCCUCUGACUGUUCAUCUCCAAGUGGAGUGUAGCCUCUGAAAUAGGGUCUGAAAGAGCAGAGGGAUAGGAGCUGGUGACCAGAGUAACCAGAGAGGUGUGAGCUGCCGGCAGCCCUCAGGGUGCAGACCGUGGCCCACAGAGCGAGGCUGCAGACGCUGCCGGUGCCUUCUGGCCAUUUUUUAAAAUGAGAGAAAAGCACCGACAGACCAUCCUGGGACCCCCAGGCUUGAGCACACUUGGCCUUUCCUCACUUCUAUCAUCCUUCCAGCACCCGCCCCCCAUGUUGGCAGUAGGACAAGUGGCAGCAUGUUAGCACAGGAGGGCUUCAUCUACAUGCUGAGUCCCCUUCCCACAGCGAAGCCUUUGGAGUAUUUCUGCUGAAAGUGUUCAGUGUGAGGCCAUCUAGCUGCAAACCAUCUCUGCCUUUCCAGGAAAUUCUUCAUGGUGUUCUUCACCUGAGGCUGGUUCCCACAGCUUUUCUAUGUUGUCCUCAUCCCCUGUCCCUAAUCAAAGCCUGAAACUUCUACCUGGCCUGGAGGCCUCGCCUCCUCCCUCUGGGUCAUGUAAUACAUGUAACAUAGCCAGUGAACCAGCGCCGGCUGGAGUUGGGGGGGCGCCCGUGAUGGCCCCUGGCUCUUCUCCUGCCACGAUCUUCCAUGCCUUGUGAGUGACCUGCUGUCUGAGCUCUUCCAGGCUCCACUGUUACUGCAGGUCAGUGAUCCUCUGGAGUCUGAAUUUCACAAAGCUUUUUUAUCUUCGGUUCCUAAAAUAUAAUCUGAUAAUUAAUGGUUUAUGGAAUCCAUUAUGAAGUGCAAUUAGAGGGAUGUAGGUUCCCGCCGUUUGGAGGGAAUGACUAGCAUUUAUCUUCCUUUCCUUGAUGCCAGAAGGUUGAAGUCUGCUAGUGCAGUGUUUACACACCAAGCACGGCUCCCUGCCACAUUGUAUGGUUGGCCCCUACAGAGCGCAGUGCCCGUUUGACCAGUCACCCUCAAAAUACAGGCUGGCAGAAGACAAGCUCACCCCUUCUUUCUAAGCACACCUCACAUCACCAGGUCCAAGCAGGAGAGGGAGUUGAUCUGGGUCGUGGUCGGUAUUUUUAUUACCACCACGCUCUGCUGGAAGGGGGGGGUGGAUCCUUAACUCUGGCAGUAUGUCCUCUGGCUGGCCCUCCUGCUUCCUGUAGGCAGCAGGGCCAGCUCUCCCAGCAGCUACUCCUGCCCCAGUAGUGUGCUUGUUUUGAUAUGCACAUCACUAGAGCUUGUCACCUCAGGGCUCUUCCCAUUCUGAAGUACAUGAAGUUUUCACAGGCAAAUUGGCCUCAAAAGCCAAUAACUGACCAGAAGAUGGUGCUCAAACCUUUAAGACUUUGCCUCCCUGUGAGGCCCUCACUGCUUCUGCCAAGGCUGUCUCUGUCUUAAGAUUUUUCAGUCCUGGGAGCUGUCAGACCAGGAGAGCUGCUGAUCUGCAAGUGAUGCAGUGGCACUGAAUCUCCCCCUGGCACCAGAUAAGACCCACAGAAGGAGAAUGGAGUGGCCAUGCUCGCAGGGCGCGGAGGCCAAGCCCAACAGGUGAGGGUGCAGCUCCACACAGGCCAUGGUGGCUGGGAAUCGCAGCACCGUCAGAGCUUCUUCCAGCCAAGAAACAAAAUACACUUAAAAAUUAGUUGCUGAGGUCCUAUGGGGGAAAGUGAUUUUUCUUUUUGAAGAGUCUUCUGAAUAAAGAAGUCUGUAAGCUUUAAACCCAACUUUCAGAUUCUUUCAAGUACUGAGAAACCCUUCUCAGGUUUCCCACGGAGACCCAGAUUGUGGCGGGACACUCGUUUUCUUCAUAGUCACCAGACUCACAAGUCGCUUUGCCGAGAGCACAGAGAGGGAGCGGCUACCAGCUGCGCUCUCCACCCUCCCCUCAGGCACAGCCGGCGGGAGGCAUGAGCCCUGGGCUGGGUCUAGUCCACAGUGAGGGAGAGGUCUGUCCUGAGUUUAGCUUUGCUCCCAGCGGACCUCUGCAAGAUGCCACACUGGCCAUGAUUUCACAGUGUUGCUCCCUAGAGACGCCCACACGUGGAUUUUAUUGUAGAAGGACUUUUUCUAGCUCCGCUUGGUCAUUUUAUUCUUUUCUCCCACUUCUGCCCAAGAGACCUGAACUGCUCCCACAGAGGGCAUUGUUUAUCGUGGUCCCCUUGUCCGUGUCACUUGCUUUCAUGUGGCAGUGGCGGUCUCUUUGCCUUAUUGCCAUGGGUGCUGCCCUUCUGGCCUCAGGACUGAACCCGGGGGCACUUGCAAUGGCGUGGAGGAGUCUAUGGCUUCUUGUAACAGCUGGACUUGUUCAGUGGGGCCCCAAUCCUUCUCUGCCCCAGAGCUUAUGAAGCAGCUGGUGAGGAGGAAAAGGCAGGCAGAUUCCAAGCUGGAGUCUCAUUCCAUGAGAAUAAUAGAGACCAUUUAUGGAAUAGCAUUUGCCCAUCCCAGGUAAGUCAGACAGACAGCAAACAGAUGACUCAACAGCAAGGAUUGCCAUGGGAAGACAGGGCUGUCCAAGGAUGUGAGCAGAACACCUGGAACUAGAUGGGCAGCAAAGGGGCAGAGACAAGGGUCUUUACUCAUUUAUUAUAUAAAGCCUUACUCUUCUGUUUCAGAAGCUUUAUGUUUGGAAAACACUGAACCCAGGGAGUACCACGGUCUGCAGUGUGAAUUCUCGGCUCCCCUGGUCGUUCAGGUCCCCUCUGAGUCUCCCCUCCCACAGCCUAGGAACGCACGUCAGCCCCAUGCCCCAGGGAGGAGCCCUGGUAGUCAGGGGCUGAGGAUGAAACAGACCUAGUCCAACAAGUGUGACUGGAGGGACGAGGACUCUGUUCUCUGCUCAGGGUCUAAAUUGUGGAGAAAGAUGUGAUGGGCCCAAAGAGUUUCCCUCAGCCCAGGAGACACUGUGGUCCCCAUAGGCUGAUGACUUACUGAUGUGUGUGUGUCAGGUAGGGGGUGCCUUUACAUUUCAUGUGCCUGAGAUCUGUGAACUGACCAAGGGAUGGAGGAACUGCCAGCCUUACAUAGAAUGGUUCUAGGGGACAAGCAAUAUUUCUGUUAAAUUGGGACAAGAAAGUUGGACGAUGGAGAAAAUAAUGCUCCCAAAGGUAGAAUUCAGCAGCCCCAGCCCUGCUGCACUUGGCCCAGUGCAUUGCAGGCUUGCUUGGGAGGUGGGGAGACAAAGGGAGUGAAAGAAAGAUUUGCGGCUGAAGGGAGUGUUUUGGUGCUAUGGAAAGCCUUGGAGCUGGUGGCACUUGGGCCAGGAGCUCAGAAGCACAGCCAGAGCUCAGGCACUUGCUGCUCCUAUGACUCAGCCCGUGAGAUGGGGAAGCUGCUGUGCUAUGGGGAUUACAUUGUUGGGGGGGAGCGGAUUAUCCAUAAAGCUAAUUUAGAUGCUUCCAGAUGGUAGAAAUGUUUUAUCGUUUCCCUUAACAAAGGCCAGCCACACCUGCUGCCACCCAUGGUCAGGACAGCUAGCCAGCACACGGUGCUGUGUAAACUGGACUACAGACCAUUAUUCGUGUUCAACUUGCACUACUCUGUAUAAAUAAAAUAUGUACUUUGCAAAAACUAA